AUUGCAAAUGGUUCAUAGUCAUAGAUUACGAUGUGGUCUUUUUUGUGGAAUUUCAGUUAAAAUGUGUUUUACACGAAAAUAAAAUUUAAUGCAUUUAUACAAUCGAAUGCUGUUAUUGUAUAUAUUGAAAAAAAUCUUUUAAGGAGGGUGGAAACUAUUUUAAUAUUAAUUGAAUUUUUGUCCUGUGAUAUUCGAAUUUCGGAAGUUACAAAUUUUCUGGCUCUUGAUAAUUUUCGUGUGUUUUCGGUGGUGGAACAAUGACUACAUCUUCCGAGGAUGUAUUGCUUAGCGUUAGCUAUGUAAGAUAUAAGAAAGGUGAUGGAACUUUAUACGUAAUGAAUCAAAGAUUGGCCUGGAUGUUAGAAAAUCGGGAUACAGUAGCGGUCUCACAUAAAUAUGCUGAUAUUAAAACACAAAAAAUCUCACCAGCUGGCAAACCAAAGGUGCAGUUGCAGGUGGUGUUGCAUGAUGGCACAUGUUCCACAUUCCACUUCGUGAAUCCGGCCGGUGCGGAGGCUCAGGCAAAAGACAGGGACCAGGUGAAGAUGCUACUGCAGAAUCUUUUGCCCAAAUUCAAAAGACAGAUAGACGGCGAGCUUGAAAUGAAAUCAAGGUUACUGUCCCUUCAUCCUAUUUUAAAGCAUUUAUAUGAAGACUUAGUGAUAUCAAAAGUGAUAAACAGUGAGGAGUAUUGGAACACGCCGACCUUGAAACAGUACACGGAGUCCAACAAUAUUAAACAAGAGGCUGGUGUUUCUGGGGCAUUCUUGGCGGACAUACAGCCUCAGACGGACGGGUGCAAUGGCCUCAAAUACAACCUCACGCAGGAUAUUAUAGACGCCAUAUUUAAAACGUACCCGGCAGUGAGGAAGAAACAUAUAGACUAUGUACCCAAUAAGAUGACCGAAGCAGAGUUCUGGACUAAGUUUUUCCAGUCACAUUAUUUUCAUAGGGAUCGUAUAGCGUCAUCUUCCAGCAAAGAUCUGUUUGGUGAAUGUGCCAAAAUGGACGACCAGGCGAUCGCGUCCGCUAUGAAACACACAACUCUGGAUCUCACAGUGGACCUGCCGCAGUUCAGCGAGGCCGGCGCCCUGGACGAGGAGGCGGAGCGUGAGCACGCCGCCUGCAGCUCCAUACACCGCAACAUGAUCAAGCGGUUCAACCAACACUCCAUCAUGGUGCUCAAAGCUAGUCAUAAAACAAAUUCUAGUAAUAUUAAUAAUAGCGGUAAUAGUAAUAAAACAAAUAACAACAAAGUUGUUGAGAACGGAAUGAAGGAGACGAACGGCGUGGCGGAGAAGCGGCCCGCGGAAGAGAACAGCACAGAGCCUCCCGAUAGGAAAAGGAGGAUAUUAGAGAAGAUACACUACGAGGACCUAGAAGACAGCAAUACGAAUGAAAGUGUACAGGAAUUGAAAUUAUCAAAGGUGGAGCGCUACGUGCUGGGCGCGGCGGCGCCGGCGGCGGCGCCCGGCGGCCUCACGCCGCCCGUCUCCGCGCUAGCGUCCGUUUGUCAGGCGUGGGCGGGCGGCGCGCGGCCGCUGCGCGCGAGCGCGGGCGCCGCGGUGGGCGCGCUCGGCGAGCUCAGCCCCGGCGGCGCGCUCAUGCGCCUGCACAGCGCCGCCUGCAUGCACCAACUAAUCCCGGCGGACGUGAAGAACGAGCUGCAGCGACUAUAUCUGUCGGCGGGGGAGCUGUUGCGUGAAUUGUGGCGCAGCCUGCCGCAGCCCACGACCGCGCCCGAGGAAGAAGGUGCAGCACGCGCCGCCAAGUUCUACGACGCGCUGCUGCGGUUCAGAAACGUCAAGUUACGACCUUUCGAGGAGAAAAUGUUGCGGGACCUGACACCGUUAGCCACGUCUUUGACGCGUCACCUAAAUCAGAUGAUCGACACCGCGUGCGCCAAGUACGCGUUGUGGCAGCAGAGGCGCGCUACGCUGCGGUAGUACUGCGAUACGCUGCCGUAGUACUUCAAUGCGCUGCGGCACUAUUACGAUACGCUGCAUCGGUACUACGAUACGCUGAGGUAACACUGCGAUAUGCUGUAUUAUAUAUUAAGAUACACUGUGGUAACACUACGAUAUGCUGUAUUAAUAUUACGACGCUGCGGUAAUACUACGAUACGCUGCGGCAGUACUACGAUACGCUGCGGCAGUACUACGAUACGUUGCGGCAGUACUACAAUACGCUGCAACGGUAUUCUGUCUUGUUGCACUAACUUGCUGUAAUAUACGAUAAAUUGCGGCAUUUCAAAUAUACAUUGUAGGAGUACUUGACACGCUUCGACAGUAUGAUAUACCUUGCGAUUGUACUCUAAUAGGCUGUGAUAGUACCAGCAUUAAUUGUGAUAGUACUCCAACCAGGCGUGUCUACUUGCCGUAGUACUACCAGAGAAUUGUUUAUUGCCGUAAAUUGACUGUUAUAACGGAAUAAAAUUUCGUGCCAUCUUAAAACCAGAUGAGAUUCAAAUAGUGCUACAAAUUAUAAUAGUUAUCUCAGAAACCCGUAAUCGCUACAAGCCACUUUUGUUUGAGCUUAUAUUUCUAUGUGCUAAUAAAGUUUUGGUAUAAAUACGAAAAGAUGGCGCUUAAUUGCUUUUUUUGUCGUUCCUAUCAAUGUUUAUGUUUUGAAUAUGUUAUAAUUUUAAUUAAUCAAUAAUUUUAAUUGAACUAGGUUAUAGAAGAGCGUUUGUCGCUUAUCGUGCGUCACUGAAUAAAUAUAUAUUUGAUAUAAAAUUACUUCACAAAUUUUUAUCUCAAAUCUCUUUUUCAUUUUAGCGCCAUCUAUCGUUGUCUUCUAUUAGUACUAAGUAGCGAUGCUGACGGAAAAUGUUAUACCUCCAAGUUCCAAUUUCAAAAUUUGAGAGUUUGUUUAUACGAGAUGGCUCAUCUAUUGUUAAAUUGUGGCAUAUGUGUCAUGUUUUAUUGGUGUAAACAGGUUUUAUAUUUAUGAUGGUAAAUAUAUAUAGUCUUUAAUACUAAAAAGGCACAAAUAUUAAUAUAAAAUUCUUUGUUAGUAUUACGAUAUGAUAUUUUGAUACACCUCAAUAGUACUGUGACAUGGUGUAGGUAGUACUCUGUUCUCGCUACGGUAGUUGAUCGAUACAAGGUUGUAUGGGGCCAUACGGGGCAACUGGUAUCUUUAGAGCGAUUUUGUAAAACGGUCUGUCAUUUUAAAACUAUAUUUUCCUAAUAGAAUACUCGUUAUCAUAUGUCUUUGUUCCGAAUCAUACAUAAGUGUUGUAUUGUUUGACAUAUUAGUUAAAAGUAACCAGAAUUGCUGAGUAUUGUACAGUAAAAAAUAACAGAACCGCGCUCAGCUACCAAUUAAACUCGUUUAAGUUCAAAAGAUAAUUUUAUCUAUUGAUUAUUUGUGUCUUAUUAUUUUAAUCGAAUUAAAAGAAACUAAAAAAAUUAUAUCAAUGAAGCAAUAAAAAAAAAAGUAAAUUUUCCCGCCAAAUAGUUCUUUUUAGUUCUCAUUAAUAAUAAUAAAAAAAAAACAAUAGCGUUUGACAUGAAGUUUGGAAAUUCUGUAGGGUAAUUUAAUUUGAUGGUUCCUAGGAUUCCUAGCCAAAGUCCAAAUAAGAAUGGAUUUAGGUGUUAGGCUGACCAUGCCUUAGUCUCACUAAAGUGUCGCUAUACAAGGAAAUUGCUUAUGGUAAAAUUCUCGGAAGUAUAUAACGCAUUAUAACUUCACAAAGGGAACUGCACAUAUGUAGGCUUUAUUACCAUUGUAAAUUAUAAAACAAAAUGGUAAAUAAACGUGGCCUAUAUACAUUGAGCGCUUAUAUACUGCAUCUGUAUAUAAGUUAUAUAGAAUUAUUUUAUAUAAGUUAUAUAUAACACUAUCGAUUGAGGACGAUUUUAAUUUUUUUUUUUAUAAAUUAAUGUUAUUUGCGUAUAGAACUAAACCGCAGUUUCACAUCCAAAGAGCCGCAGGUUGCCGACCCCUGAUGGAGUCACGAGUAAGAUCUAAAAAGCAAUCCUUAAAUACACAUACAUAAGUGCUCGAAAGUGCAUUUCCCAUGGGAAACAAUGUAAAUAAAAAAAAAAAAAUGUAUUAUAACAACGCAUCUGUGAAUGAAUAUCAUAUAAUUGUAUGUAUUAUAUUAAGGUAAUGUUUAAAUGUUGAUUGCAUUUUGUGAACCAAAUCGAAAUAGAUGGGGCGGUUACUCACUAAUUUUAUAGUUUUACGUAUAUAAUAACAUAAUGAUGUACAUGGAUCAAACACGUCUAGAUGGAGUGACGAGUGUAAAAAAAAAAACGUCUUUUUUUAAUGUGAUUUUAAAGUAUGAUGAACAAGCAUGCGGGUCACCUGGUGGUAAGUGAUCAUUAGCCCAUAGAUGCUUACAACAUAGCAGAUAUAUAGGUGUCAUCGUUGUGCGUUUUUGAUCUUUUAGAAUUUUAAAAAAUAAUCUUAAUACCAUUUUUUAAAUAUGGCCGACAUUUCUAACUGUUUCAAUAUUAAACCUCUUGUCAGCGUGUACUAAAGUAGAAUCAGUUUAUUUGAGAUAUCGUAUCACCGAUGAAAUCGCAGUAUCUCCGAGUCGAUGGAGCCAUAAUGUAAAAAAAAUUAAAAAAUAACAAACAUCUACAAGUACAAGUGUUUUUUAUUCUUCCGUUCUGUUCGAUAAGACAACGUAAUAAUUAUAAUAGGUUUUAGUUUUAUAUAUAUAUAUAUAUAUAUAUAUAUAUAUAUAUAUAUAUAUAUAUAUAUAUAUAUAUAUAUAUAUAUAUAUAUACACACAACAGAUAUAUGAAAAUUGAUAAUGUGCGCCAUUAAAAAAAACAGGUUGUUCCAAACAUUCGUCACUCUAUCUAGAUGAUAUCGCAUCUACUAACUACUUGUUAAGUAACACAUUUUUCAUAGUCAGGGGAUUUUUAGAAAUAAUACUAAUUUAAUUUGACAAGACCAUCUCCCGUUUUUGAUAUGAAUUUUAAGUUUAACAUUCAUUCUAUAUCCACAUAUUGGGUAGAGGCAGAAUUUUAAACGCCUAUUUUUUAAUAUAUAUAUAUUACAUAUUUCACGCGAUUUUAUAAUUCAACUCAUGCUUAUACGAGACUUGAACUUCCAUCUCGUUUCAAAAUUAAUAAUUAUAGUAAACUUAAUUUAAUAUAGAGUAUUUGUUUUAAAUAAACAAAAUAAAUUUUUUCUACAUUUUAUAUAUUUGAUAUGUUUAAAAUAAUUGGCAUAUUUUUUAUCAUUUAACAAUUAAUCUUUUACUGUAUCUGUUUAUUUUAUAUUAAUAUGCCAAGUACAUAUAAAAAAUAUAUAAUCAAUAGUAGUUUAAUAGUAGGUGUGGGUAAUAUAUAGUACUAAUAUUUAUAUAUUGAAGAUAUAAUAUCUAUAAUCUAACUAUGUAUCUAUUUAAGAGCUGCGCUCUUGUCGGUGGAGCUCUUGCCACUCACUACGAUUUUCAGCAUGUCUCUUCACCUCUUGAUACGACACGACACCAACUCCUUCCUUGAUCUGCCUGAUGUUACUGUCUCGGUCUCCCUCUCCCCCUCCUUCCUUCUAUCUUACCUUCUAUAAUAAUGUUCAUAAGUUCGUCGUGUCGUAUCAAGUGUCCCAGCAAUAUAUCUACAAUAUAUAGUACUGAUACCUAUAUAUUGAAGAUUAAAUAUCUACAAUAUAUACGGGCUCAAUAACGAAUAUGUUAUGUCUGAUAUCCAUUAUAUAAUAUCGAAAUUAAGAAGCCGAUCGACGUUUUUUCCGCCAUCAAUGUCCGGAGAAACUCAAUACAUAGAUAUCGGGUCAGUAUCCAUUACCCACACCUAUUUAAUAGUCUUGUCGAAUUAAUUUAAUUUAUUGAUUACGAAAGUAUCAGAGCAAAUUUAAUGAAAAUACUAACAAAAAAAAAAUUUUUUUUUUCUACAGCAGUUUUAAAAUCAAUUACAAUAUAGUACCUACUAUAUCAGUCAUUAAUAGCUGUAUGUUUAUUUAUGUUAAACCCACUUUGUAUUUAAUAAAUAACAAACAGACUGAAACAAUAGUGUAAAUAUUUAUUUAUAUGAUAUAGUAAUCUCCGAAACUGAGUAAAUAUCCGAAUUUGAGAUUAUAUCAACUGCCUACACGCGAUGUUAGUGUUUAAUAACAAUAAUGUAACAUUAUGUAAAUAGUAACGUGAUAUUGUAACUAUAUGUUAAUAGUAUUCCUUGUUUCGUGGUUGCGUUCAUUAUGUUUUUUUUUUUAUUAAUUUGUGUUGUUAUUGAUUAUCUAUUAGGCAUAUCAGUAUAUGUGUGGAUUGAUUUUAAUCGAUUUUUAUAUUAAAUGUAACAUUUAGGUGAAUGUUACAAUAAUUAUAAAAAUAGUUUUCUCAUCAAAAAGAUCACAAAUGAAAUUCUCGUCGUCGAAUGUUAAUGAUGUUAUUUGUAAAUUUAUUAUAAGGUUUGUAAAAAGAAUAUAAAUAUCAAUAUAACGGUCGGAGUUGUAACAAGUUAAAAUCCGUUGAUGAGUCUAUGAUGAAAGUGAACAAUUUUCCCCCAUGGACAUUGGUCGGAAUAUAUCUAUAAAAAAUUGUAGUUAUGUUGUAAAAAUUAUUUCCAUAUUUAGACCCACGCUCCUUGUGACACGUUCAGUUCCACUAAGAUAUUUCGGCUCGAUAAACUCUCUCCGUUAUUUAUAUGAAAGUGUAUGGAGUCUGAAUUAAUGAUAUUUUAUCAUAAGUACCUAAUAGUCAUAUCGCAAUUUGAUAAAUACAAGAUGUAACAACACUGAUACAGCAAGGAUGUAAUUGUGUUCGUUCCUUAUUUAAUUAAUGAAGUGGCGACAAUAAUCGCAUUAGUUUUGUAAGUGUAAAAAUCCAAAAUUUCUCGUGUUACCACGUCGGCUAAACUUAGGUUUAUAAAUACGUUUAGUACCUAUUGAAAAAAAAAAUUUUUUUUUCAUUCGUUAGCAAUUUGAUUUAUUGGAUAUAAAUGUAUGAAUAGUUUGAAACGGUUGAAGCAAUAAUAACUUUGUUGAGUUUUAUUUUUAGGAUCGUAUUCUGAAUAAUGUAACAUCGAGUGCAGAUUUGUUAUAUACGUCAUUACAAUUCAAAUGUCUCGUAUGUUGCAAUUAUGUUCCCGAUAAUUGUUAUUCUCAAUAGGGAUGGGUAAUAUACGUCAAUACCUAUAUAUUUUAGUUACAAUAUCUAUAUAUGGGCCUAACAUAUAUUAAAAUGAAAUGUUUUUUAAACAAUAUUUAAUGUCGAAAUGGAGAAUCCGAUCGAAAUUAAUAUAGAUAUCCGACUUGUAUAGGGGAUAUUGGAAUGGGUAAUGACUUUCCACCAUCGAUGCCCAAAUAAACCCAAUAUAUAUAUAUAUAUAUAUAUAUAUAUAUAUAUAUAUAUAUAUAUAUAUGUAGUGGUACCAAUAUUACCCAUGCCUAAUUCUCAAGAUCUCUAAUAUUUUUGUAAUGUCAAUUGUAGUGCGAUUAAGGGACAUAUUACGCUAUGAAAUAUAUAGGAUCAUGUAUAGAUGAAACCAAUGAUGUACGCUUAAGUAUAAUUAUUUUCAGUAAAGUUUCACAAUACAUAUAUAUGUAGCUUGGGAGAAAUCCAGUAAAGUCACGUUUCCACUUUGUAUUUGUAAAGUGUUCCGAUAUAUUUGACAGUGUAAUAAGUCUCUGUAACGAAUGUUUUUAUGCAUCGUGUAAUUAUUAUAUUUAUUAUUAAAUUGUACAUUUCAUUUGAUGUAUGCAACCAUCUUUUUUUUUUUUUUUAAUUCUAUGUUUAAAUGGAAUGUUACAAUAUGUAGAAAAAUUACAUGAUGCUAUAAUUUAAGUUUAUUAAAGAAAAAAAAGCGGAUUGGUAAAUUGAUUUGUUUUAUUUUAUGUACCUAAUUAAUAUGUGCGCAAUAAAACAUUUUUUUAAAUGAA
Galleria mellonella (greater wax moth) is the source of this 7857-nucleotide messenger RNA. RefSeq names its product general transcription factor IIH subunit 1 (gene Tfb1). NCBI's taxonomy places the organism in Eukaryota, Metazoa, Arthropoda, Insecta, Lepidoptera, Pyralidae. Gene Ontology annotation, biological process: nucleotide-excision repair; transcription by RNA polymerase II; transcription by RNA polymerase I. The record is from RefSeq and is a predicted model, not a curated record. The transcript has 11 exons. The coding region runs from base 258 to 1946 and encodes 562 amino acids. Gene Ontology annotation, cellular component: transcription factor TFIIH core complex; transcription factor TFIIH holo complex.